CCCCCUCAACUAUCUUCACGUCUCCCUGCAUCUUUGUCUCCAUGCGCAGCUGAAGCCUCCCCCUAUCUGCUAUCCCCUGGCUACUAUAUAUCACUUGCACUCCCCACCACUCCCUCCCGUUCGUGUUCCCUUCUCCCGCCUGCGUCCUCCUCUAAGAGUGGUGAGGGGUUCGUCGCUGCUAGCCAGGCAAUCAUGGCGGAGACGGUCACCAAUGUAUCGGAGUACCAGGCCAUCGCGAAGCGGAAGCUUCCCAAGAUGGCCUACGACUACUACGCGUCCGGGGCGGAGGACGAGUGGACCCUCAAGGAGAACAGGGAGGCAUUCUCCAGGAUCCUGUUUCGCCCUCGCAUACUGAUCGACGUGUCGACCAUCGACAUGACCACAUCUGUGCUGGGAAUAAAGAUAUCCAUGCCCAUCAUGAUUUCCCCCACCGCCUUUCAGAAGAUGGCUCACCCAGAAGGAGAGUACGCAACAGCACGGGCAGCGUCAGCAGCAGGAACUGUGAUGACGCUGUCAUCGUGGGCUACAUCGAGCGUGGAGGAGGUGGCCUCGACUGGGCCGGGGAUUCGCUUCUUCCAGCUCUACGUGUACAAGGACAGGAAGGUGGUGGAGCAGCUGGUGAGGAGGGCGGAGAAGGCCGGGUUCAAGGCCAUCGCGCUCACCGUGGACACCCCGCGCCUCGGCCGCCGCGAGGCCGACAUCAAGAACAGGUUCGUGCUGCCGCCGGGCCUCACGCUCAAGAACUUCGAGGGCCUCAACCUCGGCACCAUGGACCAGGCCAAUGACUCCGGGCUGGCGUCGUACGUCGCCGGCCAAAUCGACCGCACCCUGAGCUGGAAGGACGUCAAGUGGCUGCAGAGCAUCACCACCAUGCCCAUCCUCGUCAAGGGAGUCAUCACCGCGGAAGACGCUCGGCUGGCCGUCCACUCCGGCGCGGCGGGCAUCAUCGUGUCCAACCACGGCGCCCGCCAGCUCGACUACGUGCCGGCCACCAUCAGCGCCCUCGAGGAGGUCGUCACGGCCGCCCAGGGACGCAUCCCGGUGUACCUCGACGGAGGCGUCCGCCGCGGCACCGACGUCUUCAAGGCGCUCGCCCUCGGCGCCUCCGGUGUCUUCAUCGGGCGGCCGGUGGUGUUCGCGCUGGCGGCGGAGGGCGAGGCCGGCGUGCGGAACGUGCUGCGCAUGAUGCGGGAGGAGUUCGAGCUCACCAUGGCGCUCGGCGGGUGCACCAAGCUCAGCGACAUCACCCGCAACCACAUCUUCACCGAGGGCGACCGCCUCGGGCGCCCCCUGCCGAGGAUGUAAGCAAGAGCCAGCGGCAUACGAACGCGCCCAUCGCCGAUCAUCGCCGUCUCGACGCACGGCCGGGCAUGCUAGCCAAGUAUCCACUGCAACGCACGCAAUAAUUACCGCGAACUCUAUACCUACGACAUCGUCAGCGCCAAGAUGCUAGCCGUGUGUGUCCGGCCGGGGACGGUGAGCCGUAGUAGAUAAAUUUUGCGUACUGUCCACCGGCACGUCUCGCCAUUUGACCAUAUUUUACACCGACUACACAACCAUAUUGUAUUCCAAAUCCUAUUGGGUCCGCACAUAUACACUCAUCGAUUCUGUAUUUAUCAUACAUUAUCAUCGAGUAAAGCUUAUAUGGAUACGGGUGUGAA
Triticum dicoccoides is the source of this 1661-nucleotide messenger RNA. Its product is annotated as peroxisomal (S)-2-hydroxy-acid oxidase GLO1-like. The coding region runs from base 193 to 1305 and encodes 370 amino acids. Gene Ontology annotation, cellular component: peroxisome. The record is from RefSeq and is a predicted model, not a curated record. Gene Ontology annotation, molecular function: (S)-2-hydroxy-acid oxidase activity; FMN binding. The transcript is spliced from 9 exons. NCBI's taxonomy places the organism in Eukaryota, Viridiplantae, Streptophyta, Magnoliopsida, Poales, Poaceae.